Molecule: messenger RNA, 621 nt
Organism: Vitis vinifera (wine grape)
Lineage: Eukaryota; Viridiplantae; Streptophyta; Magnoliopsida; Vitales; Vitaceae
Exons: 2
Coding region: 1-621 (206 amino acids)
Source: RefSeq, a predicted model, not a curated record
AUGUCCCAUGGAGAAACCAGUACGGAUACUGCUUCUUUCCUGGCUUUUCACUUGCUUGGAGCUGCUGUUUCUGAUGAAGGCUGGUGGAGUAUUGACUGCGGCAGCAGCAGUUCUCAUGUUGUCGACGGCUCUAUUUCAUGGGAAAUCGACACCAACUACACCAAAGCCGAUUCCAACAGGCGGGUUCCGCAGAACCAAGCAGUUGAAGAAAUGAACACCCUCCGCUUCUUCCCUAACCAGACUGACAACAACUGUUACGUUAUACCCCUAAAAUUUCCAGGAUUCAACCAUAUCGUUCGCGCUGGAUUCUACUAUGGCAACUACGACGGUCUGUCUAAGCCCCCCACAUUUGAUCUAAAACUAGAUAGGGAAAAUUGGACGACAGUGAACACUUCAUCGUCGGUGGAUGGAGGGCUUCCGAUAUACCAUGAAGCCAUUUAUUUGACACGCUCAGGCAACCUCACUGUGUGCUUAGUACAAACCAUGGAUCGAGAGGUGCCCUUCAUUUCUUCUCUGGAGGGUGUGCCGAUAAGGAAUAUCUACGAGGAGGUAUUGGACACUACUACUGCAACUUUACAUUUAGUCGCUAGUACCAACUUUGGUGGCUCUGAAGUCAGGUGA